UAAGUACAGUAGUGCUGUCUGCUGCUGAAUGGAAGGAGAAGCAAUGAAAAUGUAUACUGCAGGUGUACUUUUCCUGUUUGUAGACAUGCCCUCAGUGAUGGAGCGCUCGGGGGCCGGGGUCCUGUCCAGGAGCAGAGCCAAGACAGUAACUAACGGCAACAGCCAACCACACUCUGAGGAAGAGAGCAGUGAUGAAGAGCAUGCUCAUGACAGUAUGAUCAGAGUGGGAGGAGACUACCAGGCACAGAUCCCAGAGUUCAAACCAGACAGUCCCAACCGCUACAAUGAGAAAGACCAGAGGAGCAUGUUGGUGUGGUGUCCCAACAGUCAGCUUUCUGAUGCAAUGCUGGAUGAGUACAUUUUGAUGGCUAAAGAAAAACAUGGAUACAACAUGGAGCAGGCUCUAGGCAUGUUGUUGUGGCACAAGCACGAUGUGGAGCGCUCCCUGGCCGACCUCGCCAACUUCACCCCCUUCCCAGACGAGUGGACAGUGGAGGAUAAGGUGCUGUUCGAACAGGCCUUCAGUUUUCAUGGCAAGAGCUUCCAUCGCAUCCAGCAAAUGCUGCCAGACAAGCUGAUCUCCAGCUUGGUUAAGUAUUACUACAGCUGGAAGAAAACCAGAACCAGAACCUCAGUGAUGGACCGACAGGCCAGAAGGCUGGUCAGCAAGAGAGAAAAAGAUGACAGUAAUGAUGAGCUGGAAGAAGGAGACCCAGGAAGUGAUAGUGACUUUGAAAUUGACAACAAGAAAGAGUCAGUGAAGCAGAACACCAGCAGCACCGGCUCUGAAAAGGCCAUGCCCAGUCGGUCUGGACCGAUAAAGAAGGAAAGCAUCGGGGCUCAGUAUCGUCACCACCCGCUCAGAGCUCGCCGCAGGCCACCGAAAGGCAUGCACCUAGAGCAGGGCGACAUCAUGGCCCUGUCUACCUCUCUGGAUUCUGGAGUGUUGACCAUACGGCAGCUGGACACACAGUUGGUGUCACUGAAGAGACAAGUCCAGUCCAUCAAACAGAACAACAGCAUUUUGAAACAAAGUCUAAGCGAAGGUGUGAACAGUCACAGACCUGCUGAACCUGCCUCAAAGAUGAACUCUCGUUGGACCACAGAGGAGCAGCUCCUGGCUGUGCAAGCUAUCCGUCGUUAUGGUAAAGAUUUUGGAGCCAUUGCAGAGGUGAUCGGUACCAAGACACCAGCUCAGGUGAGUUCGUUCUUCGUCAGUUACCGACGCAGGUUCAACUUGGAUGAGGUGCUGAGGGAGUGGGCGGCCGAACAGGUGGCCACCAACCGGGACCAGAGAGACCCCAGGAGGAGCGGGGAGGACAUCACUGCAGCUCCCGACGGCGCUGCAGAGGACGAUGAGGUCAAGAUGGAAGACUCUCCAUCAGACACUGCUGACAGUUCUUCCCCUCCCUCCUCCACCCAGACCACGUCCUCUCUCUCCCAGCCUCCGCCUCUGCUGCGCCCCGCACCUCCCUCGGCUCCUCCUAGCCUCCUCCGUCAGCCGCCACCUCUGCAGACGCGCCCGCUCCAGAACCGGGCACCCCAUAAUCACCCGCCACCUCCACUCAUCCGCCCGGCGGUCACCUCUUCAUCAUCCUCCUCCUCCUCUUCCUCUGGGAGCACCAGCCUCAGGGCUUCGCCUUCUGGCUCCUCCUCCUCAGCCGCUGGGCAGUUACCUCCAUCUCUGGUCGGGCACAAAGUGGAACAGUCCAACUCACACUGAUGACACACACACCUACACACACACACACACACACACCUAGAUACACAUGACAGUAGGAGUAAAAAUGCACACAUAAGCACCAGUAGCAUGGUUAAAAAGGUCACACAUUGGAAACUCCUUUACGCUGUGACGUCAUUGCUGUCCGAGGCCUUCCCAUGUGUCACAUGACCCCUGAUUCAUUAAAAGCCCCAUGAAGCAUGAAAAGGUGUGAGGUCCCCAGAACCCGUACUCUUCAUACAGUGACACACACUUUGACCUACCUCCAGACCAUAGCUCACUCACGCAACACACACACACCCAAACAUACCAUAAAACACUACAAACGUUGGAAGUCAAGACAAACACUACCUACACACACACACACACACACAAAGACACAAACCUCUGUGAACAAACCAAACAGUCUGUGGAUCAUCAGGCUGUGGGAGCAAACCCACCUGCUCGUCUCCAUGGCAACAGUUGAACAUCUGGACCUACACAGAGUGUGUUCUUAUGCACGCACACACACACACACACACACACAGAUAUAUAUAUAGAAAAUAUGUACAUUGUAGAUUUUACUGGACAGGUAUCAGAAACAAACAUUGUUCAGGAAAAGACAAAACAUAACUGAGGAAAAGAAGAGCUGAGAUAUAACAGACAAGAGGAGGAGCUGCCGAAGCUGUUCCACUUCCCAGGAGGCCGAGUCAAUCUCAGACUCACAAAGGAAUGAGGUGAAGUGCCAUCUUCUGCUUUUGUAAAAAAAAAAAAAAAAAAGUUCCCUUAGAGCAAGAACCAAACGCGGCGGGUUUUUCCUUUCCGAAAUUGUUGAAUCAGAUAAGAGCAAAAAAAAAAGAGCAGAAGGUGAUGUCGCUCCCUCUUCUGUCAUAGCCAUGUAUUACUAGUAUUAACUGGAGUGAUGUUAAAAUUUUUCUUUGACUAUUUUUUUAAUGAUGAGUCCUAGGUAGGCAGUUGUUACUGUAAUUAGUUUAGAUAGUGCGUACUUUAUUGACUGUGCUGAUGAUGAUGAUGCUAAUUAUUAAGGGAGUGUGAACAUUUGACUGGACUGAACUCAGUUCUACUGCUGGAAGUCCAGCUGCUUUAUAUGGGAUUUUCAUUUGUCAAACGCAAUACACUGGUCGCCAGCGAGCUUCUGUGCUAAGUGUGCGAUGUGACAGAUAUUUAACUGAUUGUUUUUUUGGUUUUUUUUUAAUUUUGGUCUACACUGAACAAGAAAAUGAAAUGUUCUGCCAAAGUCUUGCUGUUGCAUCAAAAUCUCAUUGUCGUUUGUUGUCGGACUUAUCAAGACGUCAGAUGUGGUCCAUUAUUGCUUUACUGUCUGUUUAUUUAAUGUGUCAGAGAUUCAGGUUGGGUGUUUACUGUGGAGGCUAAACCAGCGAAUGAUGACCAAGAACCGACAGCUGUCGUCUGGUUCUGUGCAGGAAACAAAAUCAAAACAGCUCUUCCAAAGCCGCAUGUGAACACUGAGUUAUUUGGACACUUGAUCUGCACUCCUUCACAGAUGAAGCGUGUUGAUGAGUUUGGAAGGAGCUUGUUACCUUUGGUGUUCCCUCCUGUCAGACCUGACACAGGGAUUAUGACUUGGUUCCACUACUUGAUAUUUCUUUUUUUUUUUUUUCUUUCAAUUGACUAAUUCUACUUUUUUUUUUUAAUAUGUGCUUGAUGACUAAGUGAAGGCAUCUGGGUGCAGUUAAGGCAGCUUACUUUCUGGUACUCCCAAAGUCAUGUCCAGGCAAAAGAGGAAGAAUAGGAGGAAGAGGUGUUGGAGGUCCAACAGGUUAGAGGUUAAAGUGGAAGACAUUUCUUGAACAGCCUUAAAUGACUGAAAAGUGUCUUUCUUUAUUUUCCUGCUGCCUCCACUCACAUUCCAGUUCAUCACUGCUGUGUCUCAGACAGAUCUGGGAUUAGACACUUAGGUCUAAACCUAUGAAGAGUCUCAGUUCUGCUAACGUCGACAGAAGCCUUCCGCAACGACUUGAACACGAGCAGCCAUCACUGCUUUGUUUGAAGUGUUUCACGUUGUCACCUCACUGGGACUUGAUUUCUUCCAUUUGUUGCUUGUUUCCAAAACUGCUUGUGUGUGUAACUAUGGGAGAAGCUGUUUACAUUGUGGAAAUGAAUGUGUUUGACAAAUGCCCCUUUUUUUUAUAGAAAUAAAGAAAUUACCAAAUAA
Cynoglossus semilaevis (tongue sole) is the source of this 3896-nucleotide messenger RNA. RefSeq names its product REST corepressor 2 (gene rcor2). Gene Ontology annotation, molecular function: transcription corepressor activity. Bases 29 to 1723 code for a protein of 564 amino acids. The transcript is spliced from 13 exons. The record is from RefSeq and is a predicted model, not a curated record. NCBI's taxonomy places the organism in Eukaryota, Metazoa, Chordata, Actinopteri, Pleuronectiformes, Cynoglossidae. Gene Ontology annotation, biological process: negative regulation of DNA-templated transcription; regulation of transcription by RNA polymerase II. Gene Ontology annotation, cellular component: transcription regulator complex; histone deacetylase complex.